GAAGCGGAAGUUGCGGCAGCCGAGCAUCGCGCCACUGCUGAUGCUCUUAAACUUGUUGCAUAAUAACAACAACAGCAGCGUCUCACGUUGCUAAAAUGUCAAAUUAGAAUUUUAAUGAGAGGACAAAUCAGCAUUUAAACGCUAUCUUCAGGGAAAAGAUAUGCCAGAAAUGGCAGUGGACGGUGAUGUGAGACCAUUUCAAAUAGGUCAUUGAUGCAGAAAUAUUCAUCCCAAGAGACUGUGAAAGGAGGAAAGAUUGAAUAUUUAUGCACAUUUAUUUAUAUUUCCAACACUUUAGUCUCAUUCAGGGUUUUGUUAACCCUGACAUGUCCCGCAGACAUGUCUUUAGCACCCUAAGGUGUUAAUUGGAUGGAUAUGGAUGUAAAAUGAUCAUUUUUCCCUGUAUGCCCAUGAAGGCUGUGUUUCAGCGUAGGCUUCAGAAAUUGAGGCACUAUAGAGUCGUCCAGCACUCUGUGUUUAGGUAAUCCCGUCACUUUUAAAUCAUUCCUUCCCUGCGUCUCUUGGUCAAGAUGGAGUCCUACCUCUUCCCCUUCGACAGCCUGAUUUGUAUGCUCCUGGGCAUUUCCUUCACGGUGUGGUUCACCCUUCUUCUGGUGUUUAUCAUCGUACCCGCAAUCCUCGGCGUGUCCUUCGGGAUCCGCAGACUGUAUAUGAAGUCGCUGAUCAAGCUUUUUGAGUGGGCGACCUUAAGAAUGGAGCGAGGAGCCAGAGAGAAGAACCAGCAUCUUUACAAACCCUACAGCAAUGGGAUCAUUGCUAAAGAGCCAGCGUCCCUCGAACAGGAGAUCCAGGAAAUGAGGCGUGGCGGUGCAGAGCCCGAGUUUGACAUGUCUGACAUCUUUUAUUUCUGCCGGCGAGGUGUGGAGAGCAUCGUCGAUGACGAGGUGACCAAGCGCUUCACAGCGGAGGAGCUGGAGUCCUGGAACCUGCUGACCCGCAGCAACUACAACUUCCACCACAUCAGCACCAGGCUCACGGCGCUCUGGGGGGUGGGCGUGCUCAUCCGCUAUGGGUUUCUACUGCCACUCAGGGUCACGCUUGCUUUCACUGGUGUCGGUCUUCUCGUGGUUCUGACGUCAAUCGUUGGCCUGUUUCCAAAUGGAAGAAUGAAGAAUUAUCUCAGCGACAAGGUUCAUUUAAUGUGUUACCGGAUCUGUGUAAGAGCCCUCACGGCCAUCAUUACCUAUCAUGACAGUGAGAAUAAACCCAAAAAUGGAGGAAUCUGUGUGGCCAAUCAUACCUCACCGAUCGACGUCAUCAUUCUGGCCAGUGACGGAUGUUAUGCUAUGGUGGGUCAGGUUCAUGGUGGUCUGAUGGGCGUCAUUCAGAGGGCGAUGGUGAAGGCCUGCCCUCACAUCUGGUUUGAGAGGUCUGAAGUGAAGGACCGACACCUAGUGGCCAAACGAUUAAGUGACCACGUUGCAGAUGAAAGCAAACUUCCAAUCCUCAUAUUCCCAGAGGGAACUUGUAUUAACAACACUUCAGUCAUGAUGUUCAAGAAGGGAAGCUUUGAGAUCGGCUGCACAGUUUAUCCUGUGGCCAUAAAGUAUGAUCCUCGCUUCGGUGAUGCAUUCUGGAACAGCAGUAAGUUUGGGAUGGUGAAUUACCUGCUGCACAUGAUGAGCAGUUGGGCAAUCGUGUGCAGCGUCUGGUACCUUCCACCAAUGAGCCGAAUGGUGAGUGGUGAAGCUUCAAAGGAGAUGAAAAAGUAA
Molecule: messenger RNA, 1733 nt
Organism: Megalobrama amblycephala (Wuchang bream)
Lineage: Eukaryota; Metazoa; Chordata; Actinopteri; Cypriniformes; Xenocyprididae
Gene: gpat4
Product: glycerol-3-phosphate acyltransferase 4
Exons: 11
Coding region: 531-1733 (400 amino acids)
Biological process (GO): triglyceride biosynthetic process
Cellular component (GO): endoplasmic reticulum
Molecular function (GO): glycerol-3-phosphate O-acyltransferase activity
Source: RefSeq, a predicted model, not a curated record